CUCCAGCCAUUAAAUUUAAUCUACUGGUGUUUUUUUUUUCUAUUCUUGACACAGGUGAUAGUAAAGGCUGUAGACAAGUGUGUGGAUAUGUAAAGGAUGAAAAUAUCAACAAGGACUAAUCUACCAAGUGCUUUUCUUUUAACGGAUUUGUAACAAAAUUCAACAUGUAAAAGCGCCUUAUCUUGAACAUUCGUUGUGAUAUAAAACUUGAAUUCUGUGGAGUUACUAUUAACGAUGUUUAAAAAUAGCUUUUAAAAUAUUUUUUUUACCUGAAUAAAAAAAUAAAAAAUAAAAAUUAAGUGAUGGUGAAAAAAAAAGCAACAACAUGAAAGCCCGAAGUUGAUUACCGCAGUAGAAAGUAAUCGAUAAAAGCAGUUUCACUUCGAUUAAAACGUAAUGUGUUAUCUUUAACGACUUGGAAGGCUCGACUUUGUGUUGAUAAGGUUGUAUUCACAAGGUGUGCUAUCCCGUCUAACAACGGUUGAAGGGUUGUGUUGAGAUGUGACCGGAUGUUUUAAGGUUACAUUCUUUUCAACAUGUGGAUAGAGAAUUGUGAUUAGAAUUGGUGCUAUGGUUAACAUUGCGAAGGAUAGCACGUAUUUAAAUUUUUUCUUUUAAAGUGACUGUGAUUUUUUUUUUUAAUUUUCAAACAAUGGCAAAGCUUAUACAUUUGUUGUUGGUUAUAUAUUCACUUAUGUGUAUGGUUUUGUGUGAAGGUGUUAAAACACCUUAUACAGUCGAUGGUGUUGUUUCCGACCAACGUAAUCAAGGACCAAUGUGGACUUAUGGGAAAAAUGUUCAGUUUCCAUUUUCUUCAGUGGGGAAAAUUCUGGGAGUAAGUGAUAAAGACACGCAUUCUCCAGUGAGUAUUGUUACAGUUAGUGACCUACAUUCGGUUGAAAUUAGGCCAGAAUCGAAGAGUAAAAUUUCCGAGGUCAGUGACAUCGAAUUAUCGAGAAUUCCUCGCAUUGUGGAGUACCGUGAUGUGCUAUCAAAGCCAGGCGACGUGGCGAGUCUACGGAGGUCUAGGAGAAACGAACCGGAAGUGACACAAAUGAGCUCUGUUUCAGAGUUUAAUGGCGUUGGCGGGGACGUCACAACGGCAAGCGGCGCGGAGACGUUGCCUAGCGGUGACGUGUCGAGUGACGUCCCGAGUGACGUCCAUCAACGUGAGGCCCCAGACGUCGCCAGUGGCGUGACGACCAAGACGUACACGCCGGCGGAGACCGGAAGUACGGACGGUGGGGUGGGGACGACCUUGGACGAUGCUGCUCUCGUGACCAGCAGCAGUCACGUGACGAAUGUGUUGGUCAGCUCGUCUAAGGAUACAUUACAAACCACAUCUGAUGUUCUUCCGGUUUCUGAUAAGGUUGACCCACUUCCGGUUUCUGAGAAAUUGCCACCAACUGCAGUGUCUGACACGUCUGAUCCUCAACCAGUAACUGAUGACGCUGCAGCAACUGUGGACAAAUCUGAUCCAGUAAACAACUAUGACUCGUCUCAUCCGUCUUCAGCGGGUGAUACGCCUGCUACACUAUCGCUAUUAGAUAAAUCUGAUCCACCUCAAGUAUUAUCCACAUCUGAUCCACUUCCGCUUCAGCAUAAUUCAUAUCCACUUCCGGAUUCAGGAAAAUCUGACCCACCUCAAGUAUCCAAAACCCCUGAUUCAGUUCCGCUACUGGAUAAGUCUGAUCCACCAACAGGUUCAAGCAAAUCUGAAGCAUCUUCAAUAUCCACAACCCUUGAUCCAGUUACACUAAACCCUGAUCAACCCCAUGAUUCAGGGAAAGCUGACCCACUUUCAAUAUCCAAUACUCCUUAUCCACUUUCGCUAUUAGACAAAUCUGAGCCAACCCCAGAUUCAAGCAAAUCUGACCCGCCUAUAGUAACUGAUACAUCUACUCCGUUGCCACUAUUAGAGAAAUCUGAUCCACACUCAACAUCCGAAAUAACUGAUCUCUUUCCGGUACCAGACAUUUCAGCAUCACCUUCUACACCAGACGAUAACAUAUUAAUGAAUGACGCCGCUGUUUCAUCAACUCCCGCCUCUGUAGAUCUUGUCACCGAAAUCUUCAACGUAGGGGACAUCAUGUCGUCAUUAUCACCUCAUUCAUCAACUCACACAACCGACGAGAGUGUACCAGCAGGCAGACUAUCAGAAGAUAUUUCAUCGCCUUCAGAAGAUAUUCCAUCACCUUCAGAAGAUAUUCCAUCACCUUCAUCAGCACAGGACGAAACACCAACACACACUACCAACACAGCCGAAACCCCAACACACACCGCCAACAAAGCCGAAACUCCAUUCGCACCACACAACGACACACACACCCCUCACACCACCAUAUACGACCAGACUCUCAUACCAGCAGCCAGCAACGAAUCGUCUGCUCACACUUCUGGCUCGUACACAAUUCCACUCCAAGCAAAAGAUAGCCACAUGGUAGACUCAGCCAAGUCUUCAACAACGCUGGAUAUUAUCAUCACCCCUUUAAAUUAUACAACUUACUAUCACCAAACUGGCUUCGUUACUGAGGCGUCGACUACAGAUCAGGCUUUAUCUGAUAGUGAGGUGACUACUAAAGAUUCAGAUAUAUCAGAGACAGCACAAAAUUCUACUGCAUCAGUACCUAACGAUGGUGUCAGGAAUAUAGAGGAGAAAACGACUACCAUGGAGUCGUUUGAUGACGAUGCGUCUACGACGAUAUUAGUAGAUGUUGGCGACGAUGCCACGACGGCAGACUUCUACGAUGAUACAACCCCAGUAUCAGACUUCUACAAUGGUACAACCAUAGUGUCUUAUGGCGAUUACGAUACCUCGACAGUCUCCAUACCUGAUCUUCACUCCCACACCAACCCACAGACAGACCCACAAACCGACCCACAAACAGACCCACAAACCGACCCACAAACCGACCCACACACAGACUCACACGCCAACUCACACACACAAUCUCAAACCAAUGAUCUACACGCGUCAGCCCCUGACCCAAACUCCACACAGACCUCCCCCCGCCCUGCACACUUCCACGAGUUCACAUUCCUGGAGCCCGGCCCCAACUGGCACCACGCCAAGCACGUCUGGCAAUACGCCUGGGAGAUCCACACCUACACCCUGGGAUGCCUCUUUGGCCUUCUAGCCCUCUACACCCUCCUCAGUGUGCUCAGGCUCUGCCGCAAACAGCGCAUGCUCCCAAAGAGCUACUUCCUGUCCACCAACUUCUUCGUCUGUUUGGUGAGCUCCACUCGAGCCUUCUACAUGCUGUACGAAAGCUACAAUUCCUACGCCAGCUUCUCCCCGAGCUUGGACUACUUUCUGUACACCAUCACCUUCCCUGCGCUGACGUCAGCUUUUGGGCUGGUUGUGUUUGCUCUUCUGGAAGCAACGGGGAUGCAACUCUUCCGACCAGCAUUGCAAAAAAUACAGAUUGUGGUUGGCAUUAUUGUCGUCCAUUUGGUGCUGUCUCUUGCCACAGACGUCUUGGCGGCGCUCCAGCCCGGGACCCAAACCCUACGGGCAAUGCUGCUAGUUUGUCAUCUGUUCUUCCUAGUCUGGGGGCUCCUCUUGUUCUUCGGCUACGCCUACAUUUUCCGGAAGUUGUACGCGCAUGCGCUGAAGAGCCAGAAGCACGCGACCAACGGCUCCCCGACUGACCACUGGGUGAGCACGGUCAAGGUCAGGAGCAAGUUCACGCUCAGUACCGCGGUCAAGGUCAUGUUCUUCACCGCUAUCUGCGGCCUGGUCAUCGUGGGGUUGGAGAUCUACGCUGUCGUGGAUGUGUAUCGGGUGUUCACGGAUGAUCGACCCAAGUCCUGGAAGUGGUGGCUGUACCACACCGUGCUGAGGGUGUUCGAGUUCCUGGUGUGUGUCACCAUCAGCUACGUCUCUUCGCUGCCGUGCAGGUAUUCAAAAGCGGUGGACACAUUCUCCUGCGGCGUGCUGUGCGCACCGUGCAAUGAAAUCCUGUGCUGCGGGAAAACCCUCAACAACGGUACCAGCCAUAACAGGUCUGGCAGCUUCAUAGACUGGCGACGCGCCAGCCAGGACCAACCCGACUCUAAAGAAAAAUCUCGUGUCAAAAACAAUGGCAUCAAGUUAGGUAAAUUAAAAAAGAAGCAUCGCUUCACCGAAGCUGAGACUAGACCAAUCAUAAGCCACCCGCAUACUUAUUCAUCCCGUCCUGCGUCGUUGAUAUUUAUAGAAAACGGGACUGUCCGAUUUCAAUCAAACGACGAGAUUAACAUUCUCGUUCCGGAGCACGAAGACACCCAUAACAUGAACACCUUUCAGGUGCGAGACACCAUGGGCUCAUACACCACUGGUGUCAACAGCGAGGACGAGAGCCACAGAGAUCUUUCUAGAAAGAGCAGCUUCACGAGCGGGGAGUUCUUCCGGGCUCCGAGCUCGCUGAGUCUGGCCGAGAGCCUGGGCAACGAGAUGGAGAAGGUGUUUGAGAGCUUCCGGGUCGACACCAGCAUGGAGGACGAGGGGUUCGAACCCGGGCCGAGCCGGGACGACGGGCACACCGUCACGUCUUUUUCCAACUCUGGAACCAAAUCAACUUUCUUGAACGACAUAUCUUACGUAAUCUCAGACGAUCGGAUGGUGUAUCUCUCCGAUGACGACGAAGAAGAAUAUUAUCUCCACAGUAGGGGGAAAACCAGUAUCGAUGAUACUGAAGGUAUACUUCCCUCCAGGGGCGAGAACUCACCUCUGCUGUCGUACAAGGGAGACAACCCACACGACAGCGACUACGAAGUCGAGUUUAAAAUGACCGCAGGCCUAGAGAGGAAGCCGAGCGUCGGUCAAGGUCACCAAGCCGCCAUUUUGAACUCGUUGUUUCGGUCGCGUGAGACGGGGUCGUGUGAAAACAUAGACGUGUAGGGCAACUGUUGAUGACGUGUAGCGCAACUGUUGAUGACGUGUAGCGCAACUGUUGAUGACGUGUAGCGCAAGUGUUGAUGACGUGUAAGAUAUUUGUUAAUGACAAAAAAGACCUUUAUAAUGUGAAACUCGUUGGUUAUUGAAUGAUGCGCCACGCUUCGGCUGAUGACGUAUAACACAUUUGUUGAUGACGAGCAGUACCUUUGCUUCCAAGGUGUAAUGAUAACAUGACGUGUACCACAUCUCGUGAUAUGAUAUCAACACAGCUGUUGAAACUCUUGUGUGACGUUUAACACAUUGUUGAUGACGUGUAUAACACUUUUGAUGACGAGAGUCAGAAAAUAAUUGACAUUUAAUAAAACUUUUAAGUGCUACCAUAACUGUUCAAAUGUUAACAUAAUUGUUUAAAUGUUGACUUAAUUGUCUAUACCCUUUUAAACACGGGAUGUUCUAUUCAUCUCUGCCGAAUGUUGUUAACCUUAUCCUACUAUAAAAGCACAUUGUUUAUGUCUAACAUAACACCAAUUUUAUAAAAUUGUGGCUUUUGCUACACUGAUGUUGUGUCCAACAGCAACCUAAACACCACGAUCAAAUUCAUUCGUGUGCCUACGCUUGAUCUCUUUUAAUUUCUGAUUGUUCUGCUUUGUUAGCUAACAUCUGCACACCUUACAUCUUACACAACAUGUAAGCUGGCGUUGGUUAAAUGUGGAGCAGGAGUUACUCACGUCCACGGGCUUAGUUGAAAUGUAAUUACACCGAGACAAAACAAUUACUAUGCCAAUUCUUAUUAUAUAUUUAUACACAUACAUAUAUACAGUUUAUAUAUAUAUAUAUAUAUAUAUA
Messenger RNA from Physella acuta, 5725 nucleotides. RefSeq lists its product as uncharacterized. The record is from RefSeq and is a predicted model, not a curated record. Lineage: Eukaryota; Metazoa; Mollusca; Gastropoda; Physidae.